AUGAACUACAUGAAAUUGAUCGAGAAACAUGUUGAAACUGGUGCUGAUAUAACUAUUUCUUGCAUUCCUGUUGAUGCAAGUCGGGCAUCUGACUAUGGACUAGUGAGAGUUGAUAAGAAUGGUCGGAUUACCGAAUUUCAAGAGAAACCGAGGGGUGAUGAUUUGGAAGCCAUGAAGGAUGAUGGCUCCUUUCUCAGAUUGUCACAUCAAGAUACAAAGAAGUACCCCUAUAUCGCAUCCAUGGGGAUUUAUGUCUUCAACCGAAAGGCUCUUCAAAGACAAUUCAUGAUGAGAGAUGGGAGAGCAAAUGACUUUGGACAGCACAUCCUGCCUUUUGCCGUGAACUACUUCAAUGUUCAGGCAUACAUGUUCCAGGACUAUUGGGAGGAUAUUGGAACAUUAAAAGCAUUCUACAAGGCAAAUUUGGCACUCACAGAACAGUCUCCGAAGUUCCAAUUCUACGAUCAAAGAACACCUAUGUACACAUCUCCUAGGUACCUACCGCCAACAAAAAUCGACAAAAGCAUGAUGCGCAGUUCGAUCAUUUCUCACGGAUGCUUCUUGUACAAUUGUGACAUUGAACGAUCGAUCAUCGGAGUAGGAUCACGUAUCAGUGCUGGAGCCGAAAUAAAGAACACUUUGAUGUUUGGCGCGAAUACUUACGAGACCGAUGAACAAAUUGCUUCGCUAUUGGAAAAGGGUAUGGUUCCUAUUGGAGUGGGGCAAAACACAAAAAUCAGGAACUGUAUCAUCGACACAAAUGCUAGGAUAGGCCAGAAUGUGGUCAUUGCUAACAAAGAUGGCGUCGAAGAGGCUGAUCGAUCGAGCGAAGGCUUCUACAUAAGAUCUGGAAUCACAAUCAUUUUGAGAAAUGCUACUAUCAAAGAUGGAACUGUGAUCUAGAAUGUCAAUUUAUCAUGGUGUUUUUAAUUAUGCUUCUAAUAGUUUAUAGUAAGCUAGGAAAUAAGCAGUUAAUUCUUGCUGUAAAUGAUGGUUGUUUUGCUGAAAGCAAGCUCCAUGAACCAAUUACUCACU
Messenger RNA from Zingiber officinale, 1035 nucleotides. Its product is annotated as glucose-1-phosphate adenylyltransferase large subunit, chloroplastic/amyloplastic-like. Gene Ontology annotation, molecular function: glucose-1-phosphate adenylyltransferase activity. NCBI's taxonomy places the organism in Eukaryota, Viridiplantae, Streptophyta, Magnoliopsida, Zingiberales, Zingiberaceae. Bases 1 to 903 code for a protein of 300 amino acids. The transcript is spliced from 11 exons. The record is from RefSeq and is a predicted model, not a curated record. Gene Ontology annotation, biological process: glycogen biosynthetic process.